Pichia membranifaciens NRRL Y-2026 is the source of this 1449-nucleotide messenger RNA. RefSeq lists its product as hypothetical. The record is from RefSeq and is a predicted model, not a curated record. Bases 1 to 1449 code for a protein of 482 amino acids. NCBI's taxonomy places the organism in Eukaryota, Fungi, Ascomycota, Pichiomycetes, Pichiales, Pichiaceae. The transcript has a single exon.
AUGUCCAUCAGAUCCGUACCGCAGUCGCCCACACAGAACGUGCUGCUGUCGUCACCCCGGAUCCAGAUGGAGCACCACCACGCUCACCGCAGACUCUCACUGUCGCCACAACUGCCCAUUUCGCAGAGAAGCAACGGCGGCUCUUUCUCGUCAGAGUCCACCAAGUCGUCGAAGUCGCCCAAAACCACCCGGAUCAUCACCCACCUAAGCCUUGACAUGUCGAGACAGCCGCAGGACAUCCAGCAGGUGCUGGCGGGCAACGUGGAAGACUCGCCACAGCUUCUGGCGACCUCCGUCGGUGCCGAGGUGGGGAGCGAGUUGGUGCCGUCCAUUUCCAACAUCUCCCUCCUGUCCUUGAACCAGCAGCAAAACACCUUGACCAGCCAGAUGCUGACUGACGCCUACUCAGCGGAUACGGUCAUCUCCUCCGCUACGGCAAAUUCACAGGACAUGUCGUCCAGAUUCAACACGUCCUCGCAUAGACACUUGACUUUGCAAAGAGUGCCGAACUCUCUCCCACUGCAACACACGCAGUUCUCCAUCGGAAGCAGGAAAUCCUCUUUCAACUCUCCAACACUGCAGAGUCCACAGAUGUUCAUUCCGCAGACGAGGUCAAGUCUGAGAAGAUCGAGCUCAAACUCCUUUCAGCAGCCGCCACCCCAGUCAGUCUCCGGCCAGUACAGGUCCCAGCAGCCCAAGCAGCCUAUCCAGAUAAAACAAAGAGCCAUCAACAUCGACGACUCAUACGCAGAGCCAGACUCUCCGGCGCUUGUCCCCAUCUCUCUUGCAGGCUCCCCUUCAAAUUUCCUACUAUCGCAUUCUUCGCCCCCAAACUCUUACAAAGCAGCAUCUCUGUUACCGUCCAUAUCACAGCCUCUUCCUAGAAACAUUGGCAACAGCAACGGCGCAGCCAACAACUACCCAUUACCUUCGACUAUUCUGCCACAAACAGCAACAAACAGACUGUUUUCGUCGAGGCCUCAAAGCUCACAGCUAAAACUGUCUUUGAAUAGGUUUUCCGACGACUAUCUUCCACAUCCAAGUCUCCCCUUGACCCGUGCAGACUCUUUGACAGACUCUAUUGGAGGUCGUUCGCCUGAGCUAGCCCCUGUAUCAUCCACUUUACCGCCUAUGACACCAUUGAUUUUGUCCAUGCCUAGCGAACUCUCCUCGAGAUCGAAUUCCAAUGUGGUGGUCGAUGACGAUUGUGAUGAUUUCAAUAGUGGAGACUCCCAUCACCACAGCAGAAGUGACGGCAUCAAAGAUGGAAACAGCUUCAGUAGCUCAUCUGAUAAACAUAUCAGAACCAUGGAAGGUACGAAUCAUAGUACAACCAUGAACGACUAUAAUAAUUCUAAUAUUAGCAGAGUUAGCACCCAUACACAGAAAGAUGAACAGGAUUCAUUUAGUCAAAAUGAUGAUAUUUUCGGCGAAACAAUUGAUGACUGA